Messenger RNA from Miscanthus lutarioriparius, 2268 nucleotides. Lineage: Eukaryota; Viridiplantae; Streptophyta; Magnoliopsida; Poales; Poaceae. The record is from the annotation of a GenBank genome assembly.
AUGGCUGUCGUCGUAGCUGAAAACGAAACCACCCAAGGAGCAGCUGCUGCAAGUGAUCAUGAUAAUGCAAGGCCACUACCAGCGGCCAAACUACUAGAUCCCCAGCUGUCGAUGGCUGCUCGCCGCGGCGACAGCGAGCUGCUCAAGGAGCUGCUGCAGCUGAAGAAGGACGAGGAGCAUGCGCAUGGCAUGGCGGAGGCGGCGGCAUCAUCAUCAUCAGAGGUAGUCAUCGUGGACGUCGUCCCUCGGCGUCGUUCUCCUGCUCCUGCUGCUUUGCCGCCGCCGCCACCCACCUCCUCCAGAUUGGCGGCCUUGCCCCCGCCACUUGCUGAUGGGGUGACCUUGGAGGGGGACACUCUGCUGCACGUGGUUGCAGCAUGCGGCGACGGCGAGGACUUCCUCCGCUGCGCCAAGACGAUCGUCCACGAUUACAGGCACAAGGGCGGUGCUGCUGCGGCGUGCCUAGCACUGGAAGCGCGCAACCGCAAGGGUGACACGCCCUUGCACUGUGCCGCAGCUGCCGGGAACGCCAACAUGAUCUCUUGCCUCGUCGAUCUGCUGGCCAACGCUGCCGACGAGGCGGCGGUGAAGGCGUUCCUGGAAAUGCAGAACAAUUGUGGGGAAACCGCCUUGCACCAGGCGGUCCACGCUGCUAAGAACAAGGAGGCGUGCAUCGACCAUCUCAUGGACGUGGAUUCAGAGCUAGCCUGCAUUCCACGUGAGGAUGGUGCUUCCCCAUUAUACUUGGCCAUCUCAGUGGGUGAACUGGAGAUUGCACGUCAUCUGUAUGGCAAGAGUAGAGGCAAGCUGUCGUACUCCGGACCAGACGGACGAAACGUCUUGCACGCAGCUGUUUCUCUAGGGCAACAAGCGCUGCCUAUGGUUUUGGAAUGGCUCAAGCAAGCGAAGAAGAAGAGUUGUUGUAGUUCAUCGGCAACGGCAGCAGAUACUCUCCUGUCGCAGCUGACUAGCGAGAGGGACAAAAGGACCGGGAGCAGCCCUCUUCACUUGGCUGCAUCGCAGGGUGGGUGGAACUCGGCAGUGCUCGUUUCCACACGUUUCGGACGACGACUUUGGCAGCCGCUGUCGACAAAUGUCGCCGGUGAAAAGAUGAUGAUGCUACUAGUAGACGCUAACGUGUCGACGGUGUACCAGCCGGACAAGCUGGAAGCAGGGCUGUACCCGAUACACGUCGCCGCCUCGGCCGGCAGCUGGAGGAACGUAUCGGCGCUGCUCAAGAGGUGUCCGGACUGCGCCACGCUGCGAGAUGCGCAGGGAAGAACUUUCCUCCAUGCCGCUGCUGACAAAGGGAGGUGGUUCGUGGUUCAUGAUGUCUGCCAUGACCCAGGCUUGUCUUGGAUACUGAAUGUGCAGGACAACAACGGGGACACUGCGCUACACCUCGCUGUCCGCGCCGAGAGGGUUGCGGUGUGCAGCCGUCUGAUUCGGAAUGAUCACGUACGCUUGGAUGUACUGAAUAAUGAGGGCGCCAGGCCUAUAGAUCUUACAUGGAGCAAGAUGCCUUCCAACAUUUACUAUGCAUGGGAUCCAUGCACACGCAUCCGGAAAUUACUACUACAAACGGGAGCUCCGUAUGGUGAGCUUCGGGCCGACCUCUUGUAUGAGAAUGUCCGCCCCAAGGGAGACGACGAGAGCAAGGUCUCGGAGAAUCUAACAAAUGCAGCGCAAGUCCUGGGCAUUGUCUCCGUCCUCGUUACCACCGUGACAUUCGCAUCGGCUUUUACAUUGCCUGGAGGCUACCGGUCAGACGGCGGCGGCGGCAACGACGCCGGUGGUGUCGCCGGCACGCCGGUGCUUGCUGGAAGCUACGCUUUCGAUGCGUUUAUCCUCUCCAUUGUCCUGGCGUUUAUCUGCUCUUUUACAGCUACCGUCGUCCUGGUCUUCGCCGGCGUGCCUGCCGGGAACCUCUCCAGCCGCUUCAGCAGCAUCAACAUUGCGUACAGCAUGAUGAUGAAUUCUGGCAGGAGCUUGAUGGCCGCGUUUGCCCUGGGGAUCUACGUCGUGCUGUUCCCAGUUGCUCGCACGCUUCCCAUCCUUGUCCCUAUUAUUAUUGCUGCAACUAUGCCCAUGGGGAUAUCUGAUGGCAUCCUGGAUUCUAUGGCGCCCUCUUUUAUAGUUGCAAGAAGCCAGAAACGGUCGACACUGGAGGCUCUGCUUGGCUGGAUUCUUUAUGUUUUGGAGCAUUAUUGGUCCUUCUUACUCAUCUUCGGUGUCCCAGCAGUUCGGAAAUGGGCCAGGUUAAGGUAG